AUGUCGGAUUGGGAGUCGAGGCGAACUGUUUGGGUGGGGAAUUUGGAACCAAGAGUUACCGAAGAGAUCCUUUUCGAGCUUUUUCUUCAAAUUGGCCCAUUGGAAGAUGUUACAAAACCGAAAAACAAGAACUUUGCCUUCAUUCUCUAUACGCACAAAAGAAGCACAGGGUACGCUGUGAGAGCCUUGAAUAACAUCUCCCUCUUUGGGCAAAUGAUACAUGUAAAAUUCCGCGAAAAGAAGCGCAACGACGAAUCGAGAGAGAGGAUGGAUCGACGAUUAGGAGAUCGAAGCCAAAGUCGAGGUCGAAAGGGAAACUUCCGCGAUUACGACAGGCCACGUGAUGACAGAGACGAUAGACGAGGAAGAGAUAGAGACCGAGGAAGAGAUCGGGACUUUGACCAGCGGCGAGGCGACGACAGACGACGACCAGAGUCGUACCACAAUGAUGAUCGACAACGCGGCGGUAGGCAGGUGCACAUGGGCGGAGAUCCCUGGCAAGCGCGCGGAAGAGAGCGGGGAGGAAACCAAUGGCGCGGAUACGACGAGGAAUGGUCGAAUCGGCACUUGGAUGAAUUCCGGCCACCACCGCGGCGUGAUAUCGACAACCGUAGCCAGAUGAUGCCUUCCCGUUCUAAAUCGGCAUCGAACAGACGAGGGGAUCCUGGAUGGCGUUAA
Messenger RNA from Oikopleura dioica, 678 nucleotides. NCBI's taxonomy places the organism in Eukaryota, Metazoa, Chordata, Appendicularia, Copelata, Oikopleuridae. The record is from the annotation of a GenBank genome assembly.